GGUCACUGAUGGAAUCAUUUCUUUCUUCAGAUCUCAAGUCGUCUUCUCAACCCACCCGCAGCCUUGCGUAGCACAGCGCACAAUAUGCAAACAGCUGGCUCAAAAGUCCAUUUCUUCUCGUUCUCUGAAACCAUUGGUGCGCUGCAGAACAUUCUCGCUCAUUCACAAAUGAUCAUGCCAGACCUCGAAACCCCGUAUCCCAAUAGCAACAUGGCCUUCGAGCCCAACGACCAGAGCAUCAAUACCAUCAUCACCGAACGCCAGCAGCAAUUCGAUGCAGUUUCGCACGAGAUCUCCGGCCUAGAAGCAGUCAUGGAUAGCAUCAAACAUCUUCGCCAGCAACUCGUCGAGAGAAAGGACAAGAUUACUCAAUCCAUGAAAUUGCACAAGCGACUCGUAUCGGCUUUGUGGCGGUUGCCAACUGAAGUCCUGUCCGAGAUCUUUGUUUAUUGUCUCCCAGAAACUAGUCACUUGUCGCCCGCAUCAAAGCUAGCUCCCAUGCUGUUGACCAGGAUAUGCCGACGAUGGAGAGAAGUUGCUGUGAGCAUGCCCAGUUUGUGGUGUGGGUUGUCUAUGAAAGUCGACGACAGAGAUUGGCAACGAGCAGCCUUCUGCUAUGAUUCAUGGCUCGAGCGAUCGCGAGGUCGUCCGCUCUCGUUGGCACUCCGUUGUGAAAGGGGCCACUGGACCGAGCUGCGAAGCCUUCUCCAGCCAUAUCUCAAUCAAGUCUCGUCGCUCUUUCUUUAUUUUUCCUUCGAUGCCUCCCAACCUGAAGUUAGGAUGACAGAUUUCUUAGCACUUGAGGAGCUGUCCAUGUCAAUGGAAAGUUCUAGCGUUAUGCCAGCUGUUACCCACUGUAUCUCGCAACCGCCGUCCUCUCUGCGCAGUCUGAACCUCGAUGGGCCGGCAUUCAACAUCGCGUACCUUUCUGACAUCAAUCCCACAUGGGCCCGUCUCACAAAUCUCCAGAUCGACAUAUAUGAAGCGAGUGCACUCCCUCACUUGCUCUUUCUAUGUCCCGACCUCUCCUCCUUAACGAUUGGUACUAUAUUUUCCUAUGAAACGCCGGUCUUAGAGCCAUUCACGCAUACCAAACUUCAAUUCUUACACAUCGACUGCGACACUUCGGAUACGAACGCAAUCCACGCUCUUGGCCUAUUCAAUACCGUCUCACUCCCACAUCUACGCACACUCAAAGCUUCCUAUAUACAUCAAUGGCCUCACGAGGAGUUCAAGGCAUUUUUGACACGCUCAAAAUGUUCCCUGGAGAGUUUGAUUUUCGGUGCUGGAGUGACGACGACAGAUGAGCAACGAGCGGAAUACGUUGCCCUUAUUCCUUCCCUCAAAUUAGUAUAGAAG
This is a messenger RNA of Suillus clintonianus, 1359 nucleotides long. RefSeq lists its product as uncharacterized. The record is from RefSeq and is a predicted model, not a curated record. The coding region runs from base 85 to 1356 and encodes 423 amino acids. Gene Ontology annotation, molecular function: protein binding. The transcript has 3 exons. Lineage: Eukaryota; Fungi; Basidiomycota; Agaricomycetes; Boletales; Suillaceae.